UUGGAUGGCUACGAUUGUUGACUGAGAAAUAACUAUUUCUUAGGCGACUGAGAAAUAGACACUCCCCUAUGCAAGCGGUCGAAAUCCCGGCAUGUGUUUUCUUUGCCUUCCAAUGCUUCCUUGUUUGAACUCGGAGUAACAUGCCCGUGGUUCCAAACAUGCCAUAAGCAGCAAAACUUCUCUUUAAGUUGCUUGCUACAAGCUCUCGAACCAGGCGUGCCUAGUAGAUGCUUUACCUGCUUUGCACUCCGGAAAGCAAGCAGUAUACGUGCACAAGAUUACCUUUUUACCAUGGCACUCUUUUACUCCAUCGAUCAUCGUUUUAGUAUGAAAGGUAUCAAUCACCCGCAUAAGGUGCAGGUGGUGUCAUUGCAAAGCCUGGGGAUCUUCUAGUAAUCCAGCUGUCGCAAAACGUACAGAUUUUCCUUAUUUUCUAUUUAUUGGAUGAAGUUAAUCACCUGUGUUUUCUGGUCCCUUCGCUAACAAAUUCUCGCUUAUGAGCAUCUGUGUUUGGAGGCUUUAUUAGGCUUGGAAGGGGAGGGGAGGAAUCCAUGGUUCCUUGUAGGCUGCUAAUGCAAAUGUAUGCAGGGAGUAGCAUUAGGCAUCUUCUCUUUACACCUUGCUGCUCCUCACAUUAUUCCUUCUCAGCUUGCACCUCAAGUUUCGCACAUCUUCAUCUGCACUUAAUUGUUUCACUGGCUAGCUUAUAUAUAAACCCGGCCGGCCCACACACAACCAGCUCGAUCCAUAGUUGCAGGAAUCUCAUUCUCUCUCGCCUGCGGAAGCAAAGCUAGCUCAUGAGAGCUCUCUGAAGUCUCAUCUGUCAGUGCGCCGGCAAGCAAUGGAGGGACCACGUCCCCGACCCAGAGCGAGAGCGGCAAUCGCGUCGGCGCCGGCGGUGAUCGUCUUCUUCCUGGCGCUGUGCUGUAGCGGCGGAGGAGCUCAGGCUCAGGCGGCGGGCGGUGGGCCGGACGCAAGCCAGCUCUGCAUCAGCGAGUGCGGGACGUGCCCGACCGUCUGCUCCUCGCCGCCGCCGCCGUCUCCUCCGGCGCCAUCGUCUUCCCCGCCUCCGGCGCCGCCGCUGCCGUCGUCUUCUCCGCCUCCGUCGCCGCCGACGCCGUCGUCGUCUCCCCCGUUGCCGCCGUCGUCGACGCUGCCGCCGAUCCUGCCGCUGUCCAUCGCGCCCCCGCCGCCCUACCUCACGCUGCUGCUCCCUCCGCCCCCUUCUUCCUCUUCUUCUUCCUCGACUCCGGCGGCAACGAGCAGCAACCCGUCCCCGCCAUCACCGAAGAGCAGCAAUGGCGGCAACGGCGGCGGGUCCUCCUCCUCGUCGUCGUCGUCUCCUUCGGCUCCGGCGUCCCACGUCUCGUCGCCGCCGACCCCGCCGUCGACAUCGACAUCGAACCCGUACUACUACUUCUACCUCUCCGGCGGCACCCGGGUCUCCGGGAGGAGCGUCUACUCCGCCGUGGGCGUCGCGCUGCUCCUGCCCGCCGUCGCCUUUUGGAGGUGAAUCCACGCCGCCGUGGCCAUUAAUUCCGGCGAUCUUCACCGUGGUGGUAGUGUGUUUAUACUGUCGGUCGGUUGGUUAAUUAAUUCUCCUCUUCGUCAGAUUCAGAAAGCUUGAUUAAGUUAGAUACCCGGCCGUUGAUGAUGUCUACGUGUUCCUGAAAAUGCAUCUGUAAUCGUUCGACAGUACGUUUGUUUGAUCAGUUAAUUGUUGAGCUUUUUUUUUAUAGAACACUCUUUUUAUUUUUGUAA
Messenger RNA from Brachypodium distachyon (stiff brome), 1761 nucleotides. Its product is annotated as classical arabinogalactan protein 9. The coding region runs from base 842 to 1513 and encodes 223 amino acids. NCBI's taxonomy places the organism in Eukaryota, Viridiplantae, Streptophyta, Magnoliopsida, Poales, Poaceae. The transcript has a single exon. The record is from RefSeq and is a predicted model, not a curated record.